ACGGAGGGAACCUAUUCUAUGUUUCCACCAAUUUCCUGUUAACCAGAGAAGAAGAAAGGGGGGAGGUAAAGCUGAGCUUGUGAAUCAUCGAAGAGGGCAUUUUGGAUUUCAGGGAGCAGGAGAGAGGCGACCCGUGAUAUUGUUGUUCAUUCAGAGGCGAUUUCUCUGAUAUUUUCUUCCUGGAAUCGGGUUUGGUGCUCUGUGGAUCCGUUCUGUUCUUCUGGGUUUGCUUUAUAUACGUUGCCCUAACAUGGGGACAGGACCGACACAUGUUUUCUCCAUGGACUAGCACCUGCCAGAAACUCCAACGACACUUCUGGACUCACCUUUCAGAUUCUCCCCCCUCCCCUCAUGUCUUUAUUAUAUCUUCUUCCGCCACCAUCUUUACACCAAAACACAUUACCAACAGAGCCCACUCCACUUCUCUAUUUGAAUACUCAUUCCCCAUGGCCCUGACUCGCUUGGCUCUGAAGAAUUUGCAGCAAAGGGCGCUUGUUUCCUCCUCUGCUGAUGCUCUGCUCCACAGGCAAACAGAGGCCCUGAUCAGAAGGUUCUGCGAUCAGAGCUCAGAAGGCAAUCCCAAAGAAGUGGCCAUUAAUAAUGAAGACAAAAACACCAAAAUGGUCCCGAAAGGGGAAGGCAAGAGGUGGGUAUUAUGGAAGAAGAAUGGGAGAGAAUUUGAUGUGGGGAAUUCACUGAUGCAAGCGGCUGAGAACAUAAACAGGGUAUUGAAAAGCUUGAACUUGAGGCGUCCAUGGUGGGUCUCCGGUGGGCAUGUGAAAGAGCAAGAAGAGUGGUACAAGCUGAGGGUGGAGAUGCCUGGGAUUAGGAAGGAAGACGUGAAGGUGAGGGUGGAGGGUCGGAUUCUGAGCAUCAGAGGGGAGCACAGUGAAGAAGACGAAGAAGAAGAAAGUGGGUGGAGGGGGGGGAGAUAUGGGUACUAUGAGAGCACGGUGAUGCUGCCGGAGGACGCGGUGGCGGAUGAGAUCAAGGCGGAGCUGAAAGAUGGGGUGUUGACCAUCACCAUUCCAAGGACUGAGAUGCCCCCAAAGGAUGUUAAAGAGAUCACCGUCGUGUAAUUUUGAUCAGUAAAAAAAUAAAAAAAUAGAAGUCUGAAAGUAAUUCCAAUUAAAGCAGUUAAAACUGUUUCUUUUUACCAAGAAAGAAACUUGAAACC
Messenger RNA from Cucurbita moschata (crookneck pumpkin), 1177 nucleotides. RefSeq names its product 26.5 kDa heat shock protein, mitochondrial. The record is from RefSeq and is a predicted model, not a curated record. Lineage: Eukaryota; Viridiplantae; Streptophyta; Magnoliopsida; Cucurbitales; Cucurbitaceae. The coding region runs from base 270 to 1079 and encodes 269 amino acids. The transcript has 3 exons. Gene Ontology annotation, biological process: response to heat.